AUCUAUAAGUACAUACAUAUAGGUACAGAUACUGUGAUUUUUUUUCAAAAGCACUUUCAUCUGUCAACGUACAGUGUACACAAAUAACUAUCGGCGCAUUAUUGUUCUGUAAACCAUACGCGAUUUACCAAACUAUUAUUGUGAAAAUUACCGCGACACAAUGAGAAAUUUAAUAAUUGUUAUAUUCAUGUUAUAUUAUUCAGCCUAUUCCUUAGGUUUGGAAAUUCCGUACGGAAACAACUCGCUUGUGAUAAUUGAUCGGCUUAAACAGAGCACAAACUUUACUAUACCUUGUUCUGAUACAGAUGAAGUAGAAUGGACUGUUGAAACCACCACUCGUGCCAAAAAUUUCAUUCAAGUGGAAGCGCCAAAUAAAAAGAAUCUUGUGAUAGAGAAACCUCAGGAAGAAGAUGGCGGUGUUUAUAAAUGUGUAUCCAAAAAGAAUCCUAAUUUGUUUAUGAAGAUUGUUGUUCACGUGAUGAUGUAAGACUCAUCAAUCAUCUAACAUUCAUGUUGACCUAAGUAUUUCAAUUGAGUUGUGGAAUAUGGCCUACAUUUAUUACUCAUUGAAGUUUAAGAUAUCCAAACUCUUGAUAUCCUACAGCUAUAUCUACAUAGAAAAAAAUUUGAUAUUGUACCUAAACCUACCAUGUAUGCACUUGGAUCCUAUCAAUGUUUUUUGAGGUGAAAAAUAUUUACAAAUCUGUACUUAGUGAAUUAGACAAACUAUUUUUACAGCAAUGAUUAUCAAUUACCUAUCAUAUAUUAAAAAUAAAUCAAAAAAUUAAAUGUGUAA
Messenger RNA from Planococcus citri (citrus mealybug), 796 nucleotides. RefSeq lists its product as uncharacterized. Lineage: Eukaryota; Metazoa; Arthropoda; Insecta; Hemiptera; Pseudococcidae. The transcript has 4 exons. The coding region runs from base 161 to 487 and encodes 108 amino acids. The record is from RefSeq and is a predicted model, not a curated record.